Messenger RNA from Strongylus vulgaris, 429 nucleotides. Lineage: Eukaryota; Metazoa; Nematoda; Chromadorea; Rhabditida; Strongylidae. The record is from the annotation of a GenBank genome assembly.
CUGAUAGUAUUACGAUUUAUUCUUUGCCAAAGUCAGUGUUCAAGUUUUCAGUGUAGAAGGCAAAUUAGUCGUUUGGUAGCUUCGGAUGACGGUUAUCGCGACUCCGAUGCCGAAACAUCGUUCAACUUGCGUCGCGAAAGUGACGGACGUCUUUCACGUAAGGAAACGCGUGGAUUGAAAUAUAGAAGAGAUCCAGAUGAGAUUGUUGAGAGGCUCAGUAAGUAUCCAUGCAGCGUCAAAAAAGCAAACAGUAGCGGUGAGAAAAUUAUGACGUUUGCUUUUGAAGCUCAUAGGUGGAGACUUGGUGGUGUUGAAACGGAUUUAUGUGAAAUUCGAAAUCAUACUUUGCAUAUUGAUGCAUAUAGCGCAAACCCGUCUGCCCGGAAAUUGCCGUUAUCAAUCGACUAUGAUGUGUCACCAACUGGUUAA